AUUAAUAUUUGACUUAUUUAUUUAUUUUUGUUUACCAUGAACGAUCCAAAUAAGAAAAUCAGCGUGAAUUUGUCCUCGCUACUCAGCUUGAAAGCAGAACUACUAAGGAAGCAGCAUGAAGUUAAGCUGGCCAAGGCGACCAAGGUGACUGCCAGCGAAUUUCGGCCCAUAAAGAUGACUACCGAAAAGGAAAAGCUAAAGUCCAAGAAUCCUGACUACAAAAAGAUUGGCACCAGCGAAGACGGAUCCAAGGUGUACGAGGCGGAAGACACCCUUGAGUUGGAAAGGUCGAGGCGCGUUUUGGAGGCCAAGAGCAAGUACUACGAAAGGAUGAGUCGUAGCGGCGGCAGUCUGAACUCCGAUGACCACUGCCUGGUCAUGUUCAAUCGCAAGAAGCAGGAGGAAGGCCAGGAGGUCCGAAGCCAAAGGUAUAGUCCCCAUCGAACACCAAGCAGAAGUAGCAGUGAAGAUGAGGGCGACGAUGACGACGAAGUGGAGUACAUCGAUUGCCUGGGACGCACAAGGAAAUGCCAACGUAAAGACUUGGCAGAGGCGAAGAGACGCGAUGAAGAACUGGGCAGAACCAUGCCACAGCGCCUGGACCAGAGCAAGGCCAAUUGGAUGAUCGACACCCAAGGCACUAAAAAUGACGAGGAUAAGGAUGAGGAGCCUAGUUACGGUCCACCGGCACCGGAAAGCAUUUGCAGCGAUGCCGUAUCCACAAUGACCAAGCAUGAUGAACAACGCAUGAAUUGGGAGAUCAAGGAGCAGGAGAAUUUUGAAAAGCCAGAUGUCCACUACCAAGACGUCUUUUUCGAUGAAGCGCGUACUCAUGGCGUUGGAUACUAUGCCUUCUCGACGGACGAGGCCGAGCGCAAACAACAGCAAGCAGAGCUGGAAGAGGCGAGGAAGGCCACAGCCGAGGGGCAGAAACGCCGGGAUGAAAUGCGCGCCAAGAGAGAUAGUAUUGUGACUGAUCGAGUACUAGCAGCCAAAAACAGGAUUCGAGCACGUGAUGGCCUUCCUCCCAUAAGCAAAGAGGAGUUCGAAAAGGAGCAGUUACUUAAGAAGCAGGAGGAGAUGGCCGAAAAGGAUCGGGAGCGGAAAGAACGAGAGAAGCAAGAGGCCCUGGAUCAAGAAAAGGCAAAGCAAGAGGCAGAACUGGAUGAGCUGCGCAAGGAGCAUGUACGCGAUUGGGACCGUAAUAAGCCAGGCGUAGCCACGCGUUCAAAAUCCGAAUCCUCCGAGGAGGAAUGGAAAUACAAAGCAGAAAGGUUUCCCCUGUCUCAGGAAGCAUGGAACGAGAAGCAACGCGCCCUGCGUCAGGAGGAAUUUGCUCCGAUGUCCGAACCAAAGCGUACCAAUUUCUCCAGUAUGCCACCACCACCGGCGUGGGUAAGGGGCGAGACUCAAGAGUUCCGCAACUUCCACACCAGCAAACAAGAAAGAUCAUUCCAACGACGAAAUUAUAAUGGUUCCAGCGAAGAGAUGAAUGAUGAUGAGCCCAGCACUUCAUCUCGCCAAAUGGGGGCUGCUAUCCCACCACCUGCCGGUCUGAAUGAUAAUGCUUCUUUGCCACCAGCAGCCAAGCGGCCAAAGUCUCAAGCGGAACUGGAGCGAUCCAUCGAAGCUGGUCUGAAAUUCCUGCGCGAAAAUUGCGACAAAGGUGCGCUUGGCAACAAGGCCACCUGGACCGCAAAGGCUGACUACUAGUUUAGUAAUUGACUCAAUUUUCUUUGUUAAUAGUUUAUUGCUUCGUAAAAAGAAUACUUUAGAAAAACACAAUACACAAUACACGCGACCUA
This is a messenger RNA of Drosophila bipectinata, 1805 nucleotides long. RefSeq names its product coiled-coil domain-containing protein 174. The record is from RefSeq and is a predicted model, not a curated record. Gene Ontology annotation, cellular component: nucleus. NCBI's taxonomy places the organism in Eukaryota, Metazoa, Arthropoda, Insecta, Diptera, Drosophilidae.